AUGUACCAAAGAAAUCCAAUGAGGCAUCCGAAUUUUCUUGAUACUACUUCUUCAUUGCUGUCCUUGUUCUUAUUCAUAACUAUUUUGGUCACCAGCCAAAUUCCACUUGGCUGCACUGGACAAGCUCAUUCUUCAAAUUUCACCUGCAUUGAAAGUGAACGACAAGCUCUUCUUCAAUUCAGAGAUAGCUUGAUAGAUGAAUCAAAUCGUCUAUCAUCGUGGAUUGGAGAAGACUGCUGUUCAUGGGAUGGAAUUAGUUGCAACAAAGUAAUUGGCCAUGUGGUGAAACUCGAUCUAUGCAAUUCGGAACAACUUGGAUUCGAAUUUUAUAGUCAUUGGUAUCAUUGCAGAUCUUGCUUGGCAGGUGAUCAUUUAAGCCCAUCUUUGGUCAAUUUGACCAUUCUGCGACACUUGGACCUGAGCUUGAAUAAUUUUUCAGGAAUCCGGAUUCCCACAUUUCUUGGAUUGCUCAAAGACUUGAGAUACCUCAAUCUCUCAAAUGCAGGGUUUGUUGGUGAAGUUCCCCAUCAUUUGGGAAAUCUCUCGCAUUUAAGGUACUUAGAUAUUGGUGUUGCUUUACGUCGAAUUAUACAAAAUAAAUUGACGAGUAAUGAUCUUGAAUGGGUCGCUAGGCUCUCUUCUCUUGAAACACUGUCCCUAAACAGUGUAGACCUUUCGGGUGCUCAAGAUGUGUUCAGGGCAAUUAACAUGCUUCCUUUGCUAAAAGCACUAGAUUUAGAGGGUUGUGGACUUACCGUUCCUCAUCUUUUACACGUCAAUUCCACAUCUCUUUCUUCCUUGGAUCUCAGUGCCAAUCAAUUUAUCAACCCCACCAUCCCUCCUUGGCUGCGUAACCUUACGGGCCUCCAAGAUCUUAAUCUUCGUUUUUGUUAUCUAGGUGGUGAGGUUCAUGAUACAUUUGAGCAAAUGACAUCUCUAGUUAAACUCGAUCUGUAUGGAAAUCGCUUUGAUACUUCAACAUUGAAAUGCAUUUGCAACAUUAGCAGUCUUACAAGUUUACAGAUGUCCGAAAAUAACUUGCAAGGGUCAAUACCCAGUGAAAUAGGUCAGCUUCGGAAACUAACUCGACUAUAUUUGUUCUUUAAUGAGUUAAAUGGGACGAUUCCUUCAAGUCUUUGGGAACUCACCAAGUUACAAACAUUAGAAGUAGAUAGAAAUUCAUUAACUGGUGUACUAUCUGAACACCAUUUUGUGAAACUCAGAGAGCUAAAUAGUUUGUACAUUUCUUAUAACUUCCUCUCUCUGCACGUGAGCUCCUCUUGGGUUCCUCCUUUCCAACUAAGGCACAUUACGAUGGAUUCUAUCGAAACAGGGCCCCAGUUUCCAAAUUGGCUACGGACCCAAAAGGAGAUUGAAGUGUUAUUCAUGCAAAAUGUGAGCAUUUCGGAUGCCAUACCCAGCUGGUUUGGAGUGCAUUUUAAUUAUCUUAAAGCCUUAGAUCUCUCCCGUAACAAUUUGGAAGGAUCUCUAAAAUCAUUUGCAACAGCAGUUGCUGAUGUUGAUAAAGAGGCUAUAAAAAUAGAGUCUCUUUACCUCAGUUACAACCGUUUCACAGGUAGUAUCCCAGAAGACUUGUGCAGGCUGAAAACUUUAAUGGUUUUAGAUCUAUCCAACAACCAUUUGUCUGGAAGCAUUCCUUUGUGCUUGGGUAACUUGCGACAUUUGGUCGCCCUAAGUUUGUCAGAUAACAACCUAUGUGGUCAGAUUCCAAGUUCACUGGGUAACUUGGAGGAACUUGGUACUCUGCAUUUGAGCGGAAAUAAAUUUGAUGGGAAGCUUCCAUCGUCAAUGCAAAACCUGAUAAGAUUGCAAAUCCUUGAUCUCGGAGAAAAUGGAAUAAAGGAUAUUAUACCAGUGUGGAUUGGGGAAAGGUUAUCGGACUUGAAGUUUCUGAGACUCGAGUCAAAUAAUUUCCGUGGAGGUAUUCCUGAUAAAUUCUGCCAACUCUUGCAUCUUCAGGUGCUCAACCUAGCACACAAUAAUUUAUCAGGAUUUAUUCCUCACUGCUUUAAUAACUUCACAAUGAUGGUAUCAAGAGAAGCAGCAUCAGCUGACUUGCUAAUGAUCAAUUAUUUUGAAUUAAGACUUCUAAACUUGAAGGGAGGAAGAGAACUUGAGUAUUCAAAAAACUUAUUGUCUGUUAAAUCAAUUAUCCUCUCAGCAAAUAAUUUAGUUGGUGAAAUCCCUGAUGAGAUAAUGGAUCUCGUUGGGUUGCAAAUUUUUAACCUUUCAAAAAACCAUCUAAAUGGGAGGAUCCCCCAGAAGAUUGGCAAUUUGAAGCAACUUGAAACACUUGAUUUGUCGAUGAAUGAACUCAACGGGGAAAUCCCUCCAAGCUUGUCUGGUUUAAACUCAUUGAGCUCCCUGAAUUUGUCAUACAAUAAGCUAUCAGGACCAAUACCAUCUGGAAAUCAACUUCAGACCUUGACUGAUCCAUCCAUCUAUGAGGGAAAUAUUGGACUCUGUGGGAAGCCACUCAACAGCUGCCCUGCAGACGAAUUGCCGACAGAAAAUGGACGGACCCAUUCUUGA
Molecule: messenger RNA, 2553 nt
Organism: Coffea arabica (coffee)
Lineage: Eukaryota; Viridiplantae; Streptophyta; Magnoliopsida; Gentianales; Rubiaceae
Product: receptor-like protein EIX2
Molecular function (GO): protein binding
Source: RefSeq, a predicted model, not a curated record